GGUGUCCCGAUUGGUUUAUUAUUUUCGAUGAAGUAAGCGAUAAUUUGUUUACAUCGGCAACAACAGAAGUACAGAAUGGCUGUAGUCGUAGAUCUCACGAAACAAAACGAAACUACGACGUUCUAUGGCUCAUCUGAAGAAGACGUUAGCUAUGCGAAUAAUUUCUGGCAAUCUAUUCAACUUCAUCCGCCCAUGGAGUCGAGACUCGUGUCCAGUGACAUCAAACAACGAUUAAAAGUUGCUCCACCAAGUUCACAAGCACGACAUGUGUCCCAGUCAAGGCAAGAAGAGCAACCAGGUUUUAGAGAAUUCAUAUCUAAAGCGAGAACAAUGGAACAUUUAGAAGAAUAUGCAAGACUUCAGCAGUUUGCAGAGGCAAAGGCAGAAGACAAAAAAUUAUUAGAAAAACACAGAGAAACUAGGAAGAAGAAAGAGGAGGUAUCCAGGAACAAAGGAAUCAAACAAGUGGAAAAGCUUGAGGACAAAUUGCCGAGAGAGGAUUAUGAAGUGGAAGAAGAAAACGAAGUGGAUGCGUUGAAACAGUUGGAUGAUUUUGAGAAUGAACGAUUUGAGAAUCUUGAUGAUUCUGAUUCAAAUUGAUCUAGACUGUGCACUUUGGUUGAUUAUGUUAUGAUAUUUUUGUGGGUUUUUUUUGUUGGCAACAUAUGAUUAUUAACAUGCAUGCAAAAAGCUUUUCAUCCACAUUGUAUAUACAUUUAGCUGUAAAAUAUUUAAAACGAUAUUGAACAAGCAGCAAUAUGAGGGAAAUAUUUAUUAAGUUGUGUCAUACAACUCAUGUAGAAUGCCUAAUAUGUACAACACAUUUUAAAUUGUUUGCUUAUUUAAUCAUUUGAAAUAAGAUAAUAGGCACCUUAGUGGAUCUGCAGUAAUGAUGUAAUUGAUCGUGUCAGCAUGCAACAAAUGCAUUUUUGGAGUGAGAAAUAGUUUAUUUGGUAGAUCUGAAAUCAUAUCUGCUUCAUGUACAUAAAAACUAAUGUUACCAAGAGCAAUGAUUUUUGUUUCUUGAUUUAAGCACAAAACCUCCAAGUCUCAAGGUUAAGGGACAUAAAGAUAAUGAAUAAGGCAUUGGAGUUUGAAAAAUAAGAUCAUCUUCAAAAUGUAUAAAUUAAUUGGUUGCUUGAUUGGUUGCUUGACACAUAUGUAUUGUUUGUUUCAAUGCUCAGUAAUAAAUAUAUCUUCAAAACUAAA
Dreissena polymorpha is the source of this 1209-nucleotide messenger RNA. RefSeq names its product cilia- and flagella-associated protein HOATZ-like. The transcript is spliced from 4 exons. The record is from RefSeq and is a predicted model, not a curated record. Gene Ontology annotation, biological process: cilium assembly. Lineage: Eukaryota; Metazoa; Mollusca; Bivalvia; Myida; Dreissenidae. The coding region runs from base 76 to 600 and encodes 174 amino acids.